Messenger RNA from Hyalella azteca, 3256 nucleotides. It is a transcript of the gene Rab30, whose product is annotated as ras-related protein Rab-30. NCBI's taxonomy places the organism in Eukaryota, Metazoa, Arthropoda, Malacostraca, Amphipoda, Hyalellidae. Bases 213 to 911 code for a protein of 232 amino acids. The transcript is spliced from 8 exons. Gene Ontology annotation, molecular function: GTP binding; GTPase activity. The record is from RefSeq and is a predicted model, not a curated record. Gene Ontology annotation, cellular component: trans-Golgi network.
UAGCAGACGAUUGGUUGGGGUGGUUUGAGUGGCUGCGUUUGUGGCCAGUGCAAGAAAAAUGUCUCUGGAUCAGAAAUAGCCGCCCUCGUUUUUUACACGUCCUCAUUUGAAUUUACUUAUUAACUGCCUUCAUUCAAUUCACCUCCAAGUUUAAACCCUGACAUGGAAACAGACCGUGAAUCUCGAUAUAAUUAGUGGCAGGGGGAGGCGUGAUGGAGGACUAUAAGUUCCUGUUCAAGGUGGUACUCAUAGGGAACGCUGGCGUCGGCAAAACUUGUCUGGUGCGCCGUUUUACGCAGGGCCUGUUUCCCCCCGGCCAAGGAGCCACCAUAGGAGUCGACUUCAUGAUCAAGACAGUCGAGAUCGAAGGCGAAAAAAUCAAGCUACAGAUCUGGGACACGGCGGGUCAGGAGCGGUUCAGAUCGAUCACUCAGUCCUACUACCGCUCCGCCCACGCACUCAUCCUGGUGUACGACAUCUCCUCCCAGCCUACCUUCGACUGCCUGCCUGGCUGGCUUAGGGAGAUAGAGCAGUACGCGAGCUGUAAGGUGCUGCGGGUGCUAGUAGGAAACAAAACUGACCGCGAGGACAGAGAGCUUCCCACCCACGUAGGGGAGGAGUUUGCACACACGCACAACAUGUACUUCAUCGAGACCUCCGCCAAGGAGGCUGAUAACGUCGAGAAACUUUUCAUCGAAAUAGCCAAGGAGUUAACGCAGCUCGUCAGGAACGGGCAUUUUGACAAGGCUUUCCAUAGACUGUACACGGACAACAAAGGAGGCGCUGUGGGGGACAUGUCUCCGCAGGACAACAGCAGCGUAAACCUUCCCCCACCGCGGCAUGGCGACCACUCCCCGGACUCCGUGCUGGGCGGCUGCUGCCCGAGGUGGUCCGCACCUCAGGAUUCUUAGCGAAGCAGCGCGCUGUCUAGUCCACGACAUUAAUUUGUGCUUGUACCCGGGGACAGUAGUGGCGGCAUGGGCAACUUUCGAAUACUAACAGCCACUAUUUGCCGGGAGGAUGGCCUCAUGCACAGGCGCUACUGGCCACGGAAAGACCAGUAACUCUUUACACGAUGCCAGUACAACUUUCAGAUACCAACCGUCACCAUUAACCGAGCUAACAAAUUCGUGUAGGCGCUAUUGGCCACGAAAGGACCCAGUAACCCCUUACAAGAGACAGUAUCCUGAUAAUUACGUGUAGCAAACAUUUGAAAGUUGUUACCGUCACUACUGGCCUCGUGUAGCUGUAGCCGUCUCUAUAGCUACCAUGACCAUGGUCAUCAUCUUGUUAUUUCUAUUGAGGUGAAUAAGGCAAGAGCGAUCCAAUCGUACAAAUUUUCAGUGGAUAUUACGACUUUGGGUCAAAUGUUUGAAAGGCGGACAUUUUUAAAUGUUUUUACAUUUUCGCAAUUAAGGCCAAUUGCGAGAAAUUUCUAAAGAUAAGUGAUACAGGCGAACUCAUUAAACUAAUUUUACUCGGCUAAAUAGAGUGAAGCCUGUAUAGAAUGAGUGCAGUAUAAACUGCAUGCGAAGAAGUUUUCAUCGGAAAGAUGCCAGCUGAAAUGUCAAGUUCGAGUUUUGAAAGAUAAAACAGUAAAAUGAAGAUCUUUCAGGAAGAAUAAAAUAACAAAUCAAGCUUUAUAAUCGAAAUAGAAAAAUUACAUGACAAAUCGAAAUGCGAAGUUUUAUAAAUAUGAACAGGUAAGAGCUGACUAAGACAUGAUUGAUUAUACGUACUACCCAAUUCCUGCAAAGGGCAUGAACUCGAUUAGCACGUAAACCAAUGGCCGGAUAAUUUGGAACCUGUUAGUAUGAAUAAUGUUGAUUUGAGAUCCCACCCUGUUCUACGUCAUCUAAUUGCGUAAUAUGCAAUAUAGAGACAUGCACGAGGGAGCGUCUAGCGAGAGAUCGGUUUUGUGACGAUACUUCAGUUGUUAGAGGUCAGCAUUUACUGUUCUUUGAUAGUCAUUUGAAGUAAAUAAGAUCAAUGACUUGCAUCUAUAAACGCAUCGCUCGGGAAAAUAUCCCAUGUGUUAUCUAGGAGUGAACUGAUUUAUAUUCUAUUUUGGGAUUGGGAUCGUCGCGUUACAACUUCACUUAUGACGGAUAGACAUAGAAGUAACCCGGGCGUUGUAUAUGCUCGUAUAGCUAGAAGUUCUUUUGAUACAUGUAGCCGUAAGGGAAGCGGAUCAGGCGAUUUAUAAGCGAUUUUAAUAAAUUUCUAUCUAGUUAAUUUGUUGCAAAAACUAAGAGACGCUCGGCGUUUCCGUUUAAACUAAGAGAAUCCGUUUAUGGACUUGCUUGAACAUAACUCAAUACAUUUUCUCAACACAAGAAUGCAACAACUUUCUGACAGCAAAUGGAAAUAGUAAUGUCCCUAAUGAAACAACACCCAUCUUUGCCAUGCGACGUAUAUACUUCACUCAUUCUUUUCUUCGAACGCAAUGAACUCAUUGCAGAAAUCUUUUACCAAUGCGGCCUUGGAUUUAAAUCAUAAUGGACUGCAGUCAUAAACAGGUUUUCGAUGUUUGAAGCGAGUGGUUGAUGGUUUGAUUGAACUUAAACAUGAAGCAAAAUCAAAGUUACCAAGUUAAACAUUCCAACUCGAGAUCCAUUGCCUGAUCGCAUGAGGCAAAUAAUUUUUUCCGCAAUACCGGUACUAGCGUCAAUAAAAGUAAUGCUUCGAAUUACAAUGAUCAGUUAUACAAUCGAUCCAAACGCUGUUUCGCUAUAGCGUAGUUACAGUAUAUGUUAUUACCAGCAUUCCGCCUAUCGUACACCGAAUAUAAUAUAUAAUUUCUAUGAAUAUCAUUAUGCUUUAAUGAAGGUAGCCAUCUGUUCCAAUACCUGACGGCGCUAACACGGAGAAAGAGCCAGGAAUUUUAUGCGACACAAGUGACGCCAGUAUUAUAUUAGACGUUAUUCAAUUUAUUAUGUAGCUCCGCAUAAAAAACAAGUUCGAGUAUGUGAGAUGAAAAGGCAAUUUCGCGUGGCAGCGCACACUUAUGAUUGUAUUGACGAACACAAGUUUGUUGAUGUCUGAUUGACUGUGAUAAAGAUGCGAGUACAGUGGGGCUUGUUGUACAAUGUUUGCCUGAAAUUAGCUUUCGGACUUGUGGAAGUAAAUGCACAAAUGUGCGCUUUUCAAUUAUACGUUGUGAACCAUUAAGGUAUUUAUUAUGUUUAAAGGUUAUGUAGUUAUUGACCCUGGCACUUUCGCCAAUAGAAAUACGUAAAAUGGUGAACGAUUUUGA